Messenger RNA from Pneumocystis murina B123, 3784 nucleotides. RefSeq lists its product as hypothetical. NCBI's taxonomy places the organism in Eukaryota, Fungi, Ascomycota, Pneumocystomycetes, Pneumocystales, Pneumocystaceae. The record is from RefSeq and is a predicted model, not a curated record. Bases 48 to 3689 code for a protein of 1213 amino acids. Gene Ontology annotation, biological process: cytoplasmic microtubule organization. Gene Ontology annotation, cellular component: nucleus; microtubule plus-end; cytoplasm. The transcript is spliced from 16 exons. Gene Ontology annotation, molecular function: microtubule plus-end binding.
UUUUUUUGAACCAAAAAAAAACGUAUAUUUUUAGGAGUUCUAGUGAAAUGAUUUCAUUAAAUGACAGAGUUUUUGUUGGAAAAACAUUAGGAACAGUACGAUUUAUAGGACGGACGGAUUUUUCAACGGGAGAAUGGGUGGGAGUAGAAUUGGAUAUGCCUACAGGAAAAAAUAAUGGAUCGGUUAAGGGUAAACAAUAUUUUGAAUGUAAAGAAAACUAUGGUGUUUUUGUUCGGAUAUCAGCAGUGAAGAAAGUAGAGUUAAAAGAAGAGGAGUUAUUGGAAGAUGUAAAUGAUGAAUCUGGACGAAGUAGUUCAUUAUCUCCAUCGAAAAGAUCAGUUUUUCAGUCAUUUCGAAGUAUGGGGUCGGUUUCUCGAAUACCAUAUAUACAGUCAUCGGUAGGGCAGCAAAAAAUAUUAAACACAAAAGCAUCAUUCGAUGAGUCUAUUUCUCCUUGUAAAGGGAAAAAAAGUAGAUAUAUGUGUGAAAAAUCACCGGAAGUAUUACGAAUGGAAAGUUCAGUAUGUAAGUCGCCUGUAAGAUCUAAGAUAUUUCAAGAAAAGGAAGAAAAUGAUAUACAAAGUGAAAAAGAAGAGAGAAUUGAAUGUGAAAAAGGUGUUUUUGGCGGAAGAUUAUGUUUUGAAGAGUCAAAAGUGUCUUUCGAGGAUUCUUAUGGAAAAUUUGAAUCAAAUGAUACAGUUUUAAUAGAUGAAUUGAAGAAGGAGUUGAAAGUUUUGGAAAAAAAAAGGAUAGAAGAUAGAAAUAAGUUAAAAUUGUUAGAGGAACAGUUACAGGAAAAAGAAUCUUUGGAAAAGGCUAAAAAUAGACUCCAAAAUAAAAUUUUAUCUCUGCAAAAUGAAAUACGAGAUUUGAAAUUAUCCUUAAGAAAUAUGGAAAAUGAAAAAGCAGAAUUUGAAAUGAAAUUUAUUGAGGUUUCAGAAAUAUUGGAAGUAACUACACUUGAUAAAGAGAUAGCAGAACAAAGGGCGGAUAUAUUGGAAUCUGAAUUAAACGCGCUUAAAAAUGAAAUACAAAACAGUGUAGAUAAAAGAUCUGAAGAUAUUUCAAAAAAAGAACAAGAUGAAUUAGAUGAAAAGGAUUUAGAAGAACAGAAUAAGGUUUUAAAAGAAGCACUUAUCAAAUUGCAUACUAUGACGAAUAAUCAAGAAGUAGAACUCAAAAACACGAUUAAACAUCAUCAAUUAGAAAUUGAGAGCCUUAAAAAAUAUAAAGUACAAUAUGAAUCUUUAAAAGAGAAACUUCAAGAAACAGAAAAUUUGGUUGAUGAUCUUAGACAACAAGUAGAUAUUAGUUUGACAGCAGAAGAAAUGUUGGAAGAGUUGACUGAAAAGAAUCUUUAUUUGAAAGAAAAAAUAGAACAAAUGAAUAUAACCAUUCAAGACUUAGAAUCUUUAAAAGAACUUAACGAUGAAUUAGAAGAAAAUCAUUUAGAAAACGAAAGACAGAUGAGAGAAGAAUUAGAAUAUAAAGAUUCUAUUUUGAUUGAAAAUAUGAAUAAAAUAACACAAUUGAAAGAAGUGAAUUCUGAAUAUGAACUAGUUAUUCUAAAAUUUAGGGAGUUAGUGGGAAAUUUACAGCGUGAUCUUGAGAAUUUGAGACUUGAAAAUCAAAAUGCAAAAAUGGAAAGUACAGAAUUGAGUAUUAGAUCUAAGGAAAUUAUGGACUUAAAUUUAAAAUUAAAAUCUUCUUCAGUUAAAUCACAAGCUACAAAAAUAGAAUAUGAACUUAAAAGACUUGAAGGUCUAGAAGCGGUUGAAAAAUUUGAAAUUACGCAAUUUUUCCUUCCAGACUCAUAUUCUUCCGAAAAUAGUUCAAUCAUGGUAUAUUUUAAAUGUAGAAGAAUUGCUAUGAAAUCCGUUCUUUUACAUGAUAUUAUUAAAGAAAAAAUAUUAUACAACAUAUCUAUUAACAAUAUAUUAGAAAUUGAUUUUCUAUUAGAAGCGAUGGAAAUAAAUAAAAAUUUAGUAUUUUUAAGUACGAUUGCUAGGCGUUUUACUUAUUUUAUGAAUAUAUGUACCUUAUUAGACUUUGGUGAAAUUUCGUCUUCAUUUUCUAAGUUGGAUAUUUUGGAAAAUAUUUUAGAUACAGAAAUAAAUAUUUUAAAAAAGAAUGAAUAUUAUGAAAAAAAGUUUCUUGGGGUUUUAGAAGAGGCUGUUUUAUUAUUUAAUAGUUUGUCUGAUGUAUAUAUAAAACCGUAUGAUGGAGAAUCGAUAUCAAAAAUUGAAUCCGAGUUGUUUUUUUCCCUUAGUUAUAUUGAGAACUUUUUAAAAGAAGAAUCAAUACUUCGAAAUUUACUUGAAUCUGAUUAUAUGAAACAAAUAAUGGGGGGAAACACUACAUCUAUUUUAGUAUUAAUUGAAAAAUUAGAGACGUUUUCUUCCCAAGCUGAAAAGAUUAUAAUUAUAAUAAAUAAGUUUUUUAAAAUAAUGGAUUCUAUGAAGGAGAAUUCAUUAUCUUUAAAAGAAACCAUUGUUUCUGAAUUUUUUGAUCUUAGGAAUAUGGCAAAUUUCCUUUAUGAUGCAAUGAAAAAAAAUCUGGUGUAUUUUAAUGGAUUAUUAAACAAAUAUUUAGAGGGUAUUGGAGUAUGUUUUUCUGAAAAAGAUGUAUUAUUAGAUUUAAAUCUUGAUAAUAUUUCUGAAAAAAUAGCUUCUUUUACUUUUAUUUUGUUAAAAUUGGAGAAGAAUAUUAAUUAUUCAGAAAACACAUUUCAAAUUUCUCAAAAUAUUGCUCCUUGGAUAUUACAUUCAAAUGAAAUCAAAUCUAUCUUACAGAAAAAUAAUGACACGGAAAAAAAGCUUAAUAUUCUUCAAGAUAGAAUUAAUCAAUAUAUUAUUGAUAUACGACUUAAGGAUAAAGUAAUAGAGGAAGUCAAUAUUAAAACUGAACUUUUGAACAAAAGAACUGCUGAUUUGAAACGACAUUCAGAAACUAUAAAAAUACUUGAAAAAUCUUUAAAUGAUGCUGUAUUAAAAGAAAAACAAUCCAAUGAAACUAUAAAAACUCUUAAUGAGAAGACUAAAUCUAUGGAAAAGAUUAUAAAUAAUUUUCAAACUACUAAAAAUGUUUCUGACAUUAAUUCUCUGGAAGAAAGUAUUAUUAAUAGUCGAAUAUUUCAAAAUAGAAUACAGGAAUUUUCUAAUGAAAUUGAACUUUUCAAUAACUCCAUUUCAUAUUUAAAGGAAGAAAUUAAACUUUUAUCUACUAAUAAAAUGAUUUUGGAUAAUUCAUGGUUAUCUGAACCAUUAUUUAAAACAAAUGACGAAAUCUCAAAAAAGAGGGAAAAAAGGACUUCGGAAAUUAGAUUUUUACUUAAAUCUCUUAGGAUGUUUUCAUCUAAAACAAGUGUUAUUAAAUUAUCUUUCAAAAAACAAAAUGGAUGGAUGUCAGAGACUAAAAGACCUCGUUAUAAACAUUUUAAACAACAAGAGGAAUAUGUUUCUUUGUGUGCUAAAAGGGAUUCAUUAGUUUCUAUUAAUGAUUUUACUUUUCGAAGACCUGUUUGCAAUUCUACUACAACUCCAUUAGUUCAUUGCACGCUUCAAAUGCCUUCUUAUGGGCUAAAUAAUAUUCAACAAGAUGAUCUUUUAUUACAAAAUAUUGAAAUUAAUCAUUUUAAAGAAUUAGAGCGUAUUCAUUAUUCCAUUCUCAAGCCACUUCGUAUUCGUUAGCAUAUCAACGGAUCUUUAAUUCUUUUUCGGGGCACUUUAUGAUCUUUUUUUAUACAAAUAUCUUGUUUUUUUCAAAAGGAAUAAAUUUGAUUUUU